This is a messenger RNA of Gaeumannomyces tritici R3-111a-1, 1520 nucleotides long. RefSeq lists its product as hypothetical. Gene Ontology annotation, molecular function: aldose reductase (NADPH) activity. Bases 546 to 1520 code for a protein of 324 amino acids. Gene Ontology annotation, cellular component: cytosol. The record is from RefSeq and is a predicted model, not a curated record. The transcript has a single exon. NCBI's taxonomy places the organism in Eukaryota, Fungi, Ascomycota, Sordariomycetes, Magnaporthales, Magnaporthaceae.
CCUUCUCAUUUUCCAUCAUGCACUGCUAACCCCUCAGCCGCCAAGCUGCUCCCUGCAUGUCCCAACGGCCCGAUCGCCUUGGUGCUGUGGCCUUGGCUUGGCGCUAUCCGAGUCAGCCCUGGCGAAAAAAAGCUCUCGUCGCCACAUCUGGUUUGGCACGGUGCUUGUCCAUCAUAGCAUCAUCAGCCUCCAUAGGAUUCUCCAUCGCCGUGGAGCCGCGAGCCCUGGAAAGCCUUCCAGGGUGGUCGAUGAAGACCCUGAAAAGUCUGCAGAGGGUUUUGCUACCAUGAUGUCAGGGAGGCCAUCAUGUCUUUAUCAUCUACCCAACAUGGUGGGCACCCUGGUUUUGUCCAACCAUCUGCCGUCCGUGUAAAUCGGCAUUCAUGACAUCAGCCUUCCCUCAGCUUUCUUCUUGGAGAACACCAAUGCCGUUCGCUUUGUUGUUUCCCUCGCCGUCUCCAGCAGAAAACAGCUCACUAGAAAUAUCCCCCUAAAAUCAAGCGAAAUACCCGGAAUACCGGCAAAAUCACCAAGAAACCGCAAAAAUGCCGGCUUCUCUAUCCAACAAGAAGUUCAAGCUGAACAACGGCGUUGAGAUACCCGCCGUCGGGUUCGGGACCUUUGCGCCGUCAGAGUCGUCGCCCGACGGCUCCUACCGGGCCAGCAAGGCGGCGCUCGAGGCGGGUUACAGGCACCUCGACUGUGCCUGGUUCUACCAGAACGAGGCCGAGAUCGGGCGGGCGAUCCGCGACUUCCUGGCCGAGAACACGUCGGUGUCGCGAUCGGACCUGUUCGUGUGCACAAAGGUGUGGAACCACCUGCACGCGCCCGAGGACGUGGCCUGGUCGCUGCAGAGCUCGCUCGACGCGCUCGGGCUCGACUACGUGGACCUGUUCCUGGUGCACUGGCCCGUCGCGGCCGAGCGCGACGAGCACCACCAGCCGCGGCUCGGCCCGGACGGCAAGUACGUCAUCGACAGGGCCCUGACCGAGGACCCGGAGCCGACGUGGCGGGCCAUGGAGCGGCUGCAGCGGAGCGGCAAGGCGCGCGCCAUCGGCGUGUCCAACUGGACGGUGGCCGGGCUGCGCCGGCUGCUGGCGGUCGCCGAGAUCCCGCCGGCCGUCAACCAGGUCGAGAUCCACCCGUACCUGCCCAACGAGGAGCUGGUCGCCUUCUGCCAGGCGAGCGGCGUCCUGCCCGCGGCCUACUCGCCGCUCGGGUCGCAGGACCAGGUGCCGACGACGGGCGAGCGCGUGCGCGACGACCCGGCGCUCAACGACAUCGCGCGCCGCAGCGGCCUGUCGCUCGCCCAGCUGUUGCUCGGCUGGGGCGUCCGCCGCGGCUACGUCGUGCUGCCCAAGAGCAGCACCCCGGCUCGCAUCGCGUCCAACCUCGAGGUGCCCGCGCUCUCGGACGCCGACUACGGGGACGUGUGGAAGGUGGCGCGGGGCCGCAAGCCGACCAGGUUCGUCAACAUGAAGGACACAUUUGGGUACAACGUCUGGCCCGAGGAGGCGUGA